Beta vulgaris subsp. vulgaris (sugar beet) is the source of this 1523-nucleotide messenger RNA. RefSeq names its product desmethylxanthohumol 6'-O-methyltransferase. The record is from RefSeq and is a predicted model, not a curated record. Lineage: Eukaryota; Viridiplantae; Streptophyta; Magnoliopsida; Caryophyllales; Amaranthaceae. Gene Ontology annotation, molecular function: S-adenosylmethionine-dependent methyltransferase activity; O-methyltransferase activity; protein dimerization activity. Gene Ontology annotation, biological process: methylation.
UAAUCCAACUUAAGUACUAAACUCUAAAGAGUAGAAUUAACCGAGAGAAUAAUGGGGAGCAAAGAAUUAGCACUAGGAAAUGUGAAUGAGGAUGCUGAGCUCCUCCAAGGCCAGGCCGAGGUGUACAAGCACCUCUUUGCCUACGCAGAUAGCCUUGUGCUAAGAUCUGCUGUUGAGCUUCGCAUCGCCGAUAUCAUUCACUCGCAUGGCCAAGCAAUGAGCUUAUCUCAAAUAGCCUCAAAAAUAGCUUCUUCUUUUAAUAUCAUGUGUCUUGAACGAGUCAUGCGUAUGCUCGUUCGAAAGAAAAUCUUCACCGCUCAUUGUAAUGAACAACCAUCAGGGGAAACCUUAACCUUGUAUGGUCUAACCACAACCUCUAAGUGGCUCUUGCAUGAUCAAGAGCUUAGCCUAGCUCCUACGUUUCUAACCUUCACCGACCAUUCGAUCACAAAACCAUGGUACGAGAUUAGUAGUUCAAUCAAAGAAGGUGGGAUCCCUUUUGUUAAGGCUCAUGGGGAGUCCAUCUGGGAAAUGGCAUCCAACAACCUCGAGUUCAAUAGCUUGUUUAACCAGGGCAUGGUCGGCUAUACUAAACUUACCUUAGAUGCUAUCACAAAAGGGUAUAAGGAUGGAUUUAGUGAGUUAGAAGGCAGUCUUGUUGAUGUUGGGGGUGGCAUGGGAAGGUUAGUGGCUAAUAUUGUCAAAACAUACCCUCAUAUUGAAGGAAUUAAUUUUGAUAUGCCUCAUGUUGUUGCUAAUGCCCCCUUACAUCCCGGUGUCACCCAUGUUGGUGGUGACAUUUUUAAGGAGAUUCCAUCCGCCGAAAAUAUCAUCAUCAAGUCCGUUUUACUUGAUUGGAAUGAUGAGGACUGCAUAAGGAUCCUAAAGAAUUGCCAGAAAGCAAUAUCCCAGAAAAAGGGAAAUAAGGUGAUAAUUGUUGACAUCGUUCUUCAUCCUGAUGGAGAAGGGCUGUUUGAUGAUGCAGCCAUGGCCAUUGAUAUGUUGAUGAUGACAAAUUGCAUUGGUGGCAAAGAGAGAACUGAAAAUGAAUGGAAUAAGUUGUUGAAAGAAGCUGGAUUUACUCACCUCAACAUCAUUCCAUUACCAACUACAGUGUCUCUCUUCAUUAUUGAGGCCUUUCUUCACUAAUUAAGUGUUACCGCGACAACCAUUACCGUCUUGUCUUCUUUGCGAUCUUUCCCAUAGUCCAGAGAAGAUACUAAGCUACACUAGCUCAACAAGGUUCAAUGUUCACAUAAGAUAUAUGUCUUCUUCUGCUAAAUUCUCAACAUCGAUCAGGCGAUUAAUAAUUCACGCAAUAAUAUAUUAUUCUUGCGAUGCAUGCGUGUAAUCUAUAUCACUAUUUGUUUACUGUAACGUUGAUUUUUUCGUGAAGAAACCUAGAGAAAUCUAUCUAUUGUGAUAAGUUUGUACUUUGGAGGAAUCUAAUGUUUUCGUUGUUCCGUAUUUUAAUAGAAUUAAGUCGAGAAUAUAUAUAUAAUACAUUCUACUUUUUGCUAACC